AUGUCUGCCGCUGACGCACCUCACGAGGGCAGCGUUUUCUUCCCGAUACCAGACGGCAGCGGGCUGCUGUACAAGCUGACCGGGCAGGCCGAGUCACCGACCCCCGAGGCGGUGAUCGAGCGGCAGCUGCCCGCCAAGGAGCGCCACGUGGAGCCGUUGACCGUGGUCAACUGGCUGCACAAGCCGCAGCGCUUCAGGGUGAAGCUGGAGAAGCUGGCGGGGGACAGGGCGACGCGGCUGGAGGGGGGGGAGCACAUUGAUGUGCCGGCAAAGGCGGAGCGGCAGUACAACCUGGCGUUCUAUAGCUACACGCAGGGUCUCACCCAUGCGCGCGUGACUUUCACCAGCGAGGCCACGGGUGAGUACUGCUACUAUGACCUCAAGCUGACGUCAUCGGCCCCCGCGCGCCGCGGCUGCCUGGCCAUGGAGUGCCCCGUGCGGACGGAGACGGUGGCUCGCGUCCAGAUUGCCAACCCCCUGCCGGGGGACAUCACAAUGAAGGCCACAGUGGUCGGGUCGCGGCAGGUGACUGUGCACCCCGACCCACCCGUGCUGCGGGGCGCGGCCACCACCGAGCUGGAGGUCCGCUUCCGCCCCCUCCUGGUCGGCGCCUGCGACGCCACCCUCAAGCUGGAGUGCCCCGAGCUGGGCCUGCACGAGUGGGGCCUCAAGCUGGCGGGCGCCGCGGUCAACCCCGAGCGCGGCCUCGCGUUCUCUGUGCCGCUGGGGGGCAGGGGCGCGCAGGCCUUCAGGUUCACGCACUACCUGCAGGAGCGGGCGGAGUACCGCUGCUACUUCAGGAGCGCGGCCGCUGGCAGCGGCGGCGGCGGCGGCGGCGGCGGGGCCGGCGGAGGGGCCGGCGGCAGCAGCGUGGGGUUCGACGCGCCCGCAACGGUGGUCGCGCCCGCGGCGGCGGGGCCAGGUGGGGUGUGCGGGGGUGCGGCGCCUCGGGGCGCGCUCGGGGCUGCGGGCUCGUUGACCGCGCGCGGUCACAUAAAACUGGUUGAAGUCAAUCCCAGGCGCCUCGUCCGGACUGCCCGUACCGCCUGA
Molecule: messenger RNA, 1050 nt
Organism: Monoraphidium neglectum
Lineage: Eukaryota; Viridiplantae; Chlorophyta; Chlorophyceae; Sphaeropleales; Selenastraceae
Product: Hydrocephalus-inducing protein
Exons: 4
Coding region: 1-1050 (349 amino acids)
Biological process (GO): axonemal central apparatus assembly; cilium movement
Cellular component (GO): axoneme
Source: RefSeq, a predicted model, not a curated record